AUGACGACAGCAACCGUCGUAGCCCAGCAGAGUGAGAACUUUGGACGGUUCGCUGCAGCAAGCUGCAGCAGUGCCGGCACCACGGCUUCGACCGUCGCAGCACCCGGUACGCAGCUCAGGAUGAACGACACGCACCAACCGCAACCGUUGCAUACGAGCGAUACUAGCCCCCGCGACCAGAACACCAACGGUACCAGCACGGGCGGCGGACUGGCCGUAGCCAACCUAGCACUGCACGGAGGCGCCUCAGGCGCCCUCAACGCAAACUCGAACGGCAGCACCACGAGCAACGGGUCCGGCACGAACACCACCAACAACAACAACCACGGAACCGGUAAAAGCCGCACGAUGUCGCUGAGCGAAGGGAAAAUUGAUCACCUGCUGCGGGAUCAGCAGCGGGAGCAGCAACGAGAACAGCAUCAGUCAUCGCACCAUCAGCAAUCCUCCCAGCAGCAACAACAGCACCACCAGCAUCCACUACAGAACCGGCUGCGCGCUGUAUCACCAACGCCCUCGGAACAACAGUACGCCCUCAAGUGGAACGACUUCCAGUCGUCGAUCCUGUCCUCCUUCCGGCAUCUGCGCGACGAGGAAGAUUUCGUCGACGUGACCAUUGCCUGCGAUUCGCGAUCCUUCACCGCGCACAAGGUGGUGCUCAGCGCGUGUAGUCCCUACUUUCGCAAGCUACUAAAAGCGAAUCCCUGCGAGCACCCGAUUGUCAUCCUGCGUGACGUACGCUCGGAGGAUAUCGAAAAUUUGCUGCGAUUUAUGUACAACGGUGAGGUACACAUCGGCCAGGAUCAAUUAAGCGAUUUCCUCAAAACGGCCCAGUUGCUGCAAGUGCGCGGCCUGGCAGAUGUUACAACCGGCAAUCCAACCGGCGGCCGAACGUCGGCCAACUCGUCCAUGCUGAACUCAUCAUUAUCGACACCUGCCGUACAGGAACUGAAGGCAUCACCCACCUCCACCUCGUUACCAUGGGAGCUGCCGGAUGACAACAAUCCAGCGCCACCGCCCCAGAAGCGUACCAAGAGCUCUGAGCUGUACCGCAAACAGCACGGGCUCAGCCCGGACGAUCCGAUACCGCUCGAUCUGCUACCGAUUGGGCAGCAUCCGCUAACGCGCGAGCGUGAUCGCUCCAAGGACAAGAGCAAGCAGGACCAUCACCAUCGCGGUUCCUCCGAACAUGAUCUGCACCAUCACCAUCAUCAUCGCGAGCGGGACCGAAGCCUGGAGCUGCGUGAGUCUCUGCUCGGCCAAGCGCUCGAAGGAGGACCCACACUAACCGUACCUUCGUUCGAACGUCUCUACUCCAUCCAGAAACAUCCCGAUCUGCUCUCGCUCCAGGCCGUGGCCAGUGGGGAGGAUUCGAACAGCAGCGAUACCGCGGCCUCCGACCACGGUGACGAUAUCGAGGGUCUGAACGGUAACAUCGAACACACCCGACCAUCGUUCCCGUUCCUAGGUUUGCAAGGCAUACCCGGGCUAAUACCGGGACCGUCCGGCAUGCAUGGUGACAACUUCGAUGCGCGGCAACAUUGCGAUGCGUUGAUAAAGGAGGAGAUCGAUGAGCCGCAGCGUAAUGAUGCAUCCCAUCGUGCUGCUAUCCAUGAGGACCGGGCAACCGGUCGGGUCCGGCGGCGCGAUCACGAUCAGAACGGGCUGGAUUGUAGCACGGGUAGUCGACAGCAUCAGCAGCUGCAGCAGCGCCGGUUUGCGAAGCGAUUCAAGCGUUCCCACCAUCCGGAGGUGGGCGAGAAUUUGCACCGCCGGCAUACUGUGGCGUCACCCUCCGUUUCGCUACGGUCGGAGGAAGCGUACGAGGAGCAGACGAUGGAGCGGGGUCAUAGCUCGCAGCGCCCAGGUAUCAAUGGUCCCUCCGUGCUCGAUGACGUUCGGGAGGCGCUCGCGCUGCGACGAUCCACUGCAAAUCACACCGAAGUGCCAGCUCGGCAAAAGCCGACGUACAACAGUGACGUGGAAGAGGAGGACGAAGAGGACGUUGGGAACGGUGAGCGUGGUCGAGUGGCGGUCGCCAAUCGCGACACGAACGAUCGCGACAUACGGACGCCGCUGCGCGAUGAAGACGAAGAUGACGAGGAGGACGCUGAUGGUGGCAGCGAAGAUAACGAGCUCGAUCUUAAGGUGGACGGGCGGCUGUCCGCCAUUGCCACCACGCUGGACAGUGAGUACCAUAAGCGGAUGGCAGCUGCCGGUGUGUUGGCGGCUGCGGCAGCAGCGAGUGCCAGCGCGCUCGGUGACGCUGGCAGUGAGCAGGCGGCGGCCGACUUCUUCGCCGCUCAUCAUAAAGCUGGCACUCACGAGCUGGCGCUCAAGCAGCACUUCCUCAACGAAAAGGUUCGACUGCAGGCGCUGCUACAGCGCCAAGCGCAGCAACAUCAGCAUCACCAGAAGCUGGCCGGCUUUCUGCUGUCGACGGCUACCACUCCACCAACACCUACCCUCACACCAACCAACGUGCUCAACCUCGGCCAGUCCGGUAACACCGACCAUCAGCGUGGUGGUUCGGCCUCACCUGCUACCACAGCGGGUGGGCGAUCUUCGGCCGCGGCUGGUAAUGGAGAUUCGGGAAGCUGCAGUAAACCAGCGAACAGUAAGCAACAGUCAUCCUGCAACUCUUCACCGUCGCCGGCUUCAUCUGCGGCGGCCGUAGCUGCUGCAGCCGCCGCCGCUGAUCGUUUGUUUGCUGCGGCGUAUAGUAACAGUGCCAGUGCCGCUGCCGGUGCCGGAACCGGGGCCGGUGGUUCCAGUGCAGGUGGCGCUAACGUUGGUUCCGGCAGUGCGGGUAAUGGGCAGGUAUAUCUGCUACCCUGUCCGCUGUGCGAAGUGCCGCUAGAGCCGCGCGUGUUCCGACAACAUCUCGACCGGCACUAUCCGCGGGACAGUCCCGUGUGUCCGGUGAUUCAGUGCGGUCGACGAUUCGCGCACCCGAACUCGGUCCGCAAUCAUAUGCGGCUGAAGCACACGAACCAGUGGGCCCAGAUGAAGGCGAUGCGAUCGUCGGGUGGGCCAUUCACUGGCAUACCGUGA
This is a messenger RNA of Anopheles marshallii, 3051 nucleotides long. RefSeq names its product broad-complex core protein isoforms 1/2/3/4/5-like. Gene Ontology annotation, molecular function: protein binding. The coding region runs from base 1 to 3051 and encodes 1016 amino acids. The record is from RefSeq and is a predicted model, not a curated record. Gene Ontology annotation, cellular component: nucleus. Gene Ontology annotation, biological process: regulation of transcription by RNA polymerase II. The transcript has 6 exons. NCBI's taxonomy places the organism in Eukaryota, Metazoa, Arthropoda, Insecta, Diptera, Culicidae.